GCUCAAAGCUGGCUUUUCUGUGUGUCACUGUUUGUUUGUGUCGUUCUGAGAAAAAAGGGAAGGAUCUUAGAAGUGGAUUUUGAUGGCGAUGGUGUGGUUUUAGUUGAUUCGGAUUUGUGGUUGUUGAAGAUAUGUCGGCAGUCGGUGAAGCUACAUCAAGACGAGGCGAUACUUCCCCCACUAAUCCAGGUAACUGGGUGACAACUGAAGCUUUUGGUUCAGUUUGUAUAGAUGCAACUUCAGUCCUUACAGCUAAUGUCCCAUGUUUAGCACUGUCGGUCUCUUUACUUAACCACUAGAUGACGUUUCAUUUUAUGUGAUUGGUCCCUGUGCUAUUUUGGGACCAAAUUUUGAACGGGGAUUAACAAUGUCGUGCAACGCUGACUGGGUGUUAUCUCCUGGAAUGUUUGCGAAGUUAUCCCCGCUCUACAGCUUACCCUUAACUUGUUUAGGCGAGUUGUGCCUUUCUGAUAUACCAGUCUAUGUCAAUCUGGAAAAAUGCGGUCACUGACUGCCUCUGAAUUGACUACUCUGAGUGAUUACUGUGAACUCCCUUCCACAGUUGACCGAGCAACGGAUCUGUUAAGGAUGCUUCUUCUUGAAGCUGUUACAUCCAAAGGAGGCAGUGUCGAUCCAGGAGACAGAUUAGUAAAUGCUUCAUCCAAUGGUAACCUUCAGGAGGUCCGUGAAAUUCUUGAAGCACAUCCUGGCAAGGUAUUCUUCUGCGUCUAA
Molecule: messenger RNA, 732 nt
Organism: Porites evermanni
Lineage: Eukaryota; Metazoa; Cnidaria; Anthozoa; Scleractinia; Poritidae
Source: the annotation of a GenBank genome assembly